AUGUAUUCACCGCGCCAAAAAGUUUUGUGGUUUGCUUUAUGUACAAGAAUUUCUGUGAUAUUACUACAAGUGAUAUCGAACGCUUUAAUACCUGAUCAUGAUGCAAAUGUUUUUCUCAGUCCCGAAGAUCCAACACUGCAAAAAGCCACAGCAGACAUCAUCAUUGAUAAGUUAUUAGGUGGUAUGAAAAGAUGGGAUUCUCAAUAUUUUAUUCAUAUAGCACAAUAUGGAUAUACUUAUGAAAAUUGUUUAGCUUUUUUUCCAUUAUUCCCUUUGAUAGUUAGGUAUAUUGCAUACAUAUUAAGCAGUAUUUUAGGAUCAAUUUUUAACUUUCAUAGUUUAUUAUUAAUAUCUGCAACAAUUAUUAAUUUAUUAUUAUUUUUAAAAUCAGCUGAUAUACUGCACAGUUUGAGCCUACGAGUUUUAAGGAAUGAAUGUAACGCUUAUAAGUCUGCCAUAUUAUAUUGUGUUAACCCCGCAAGCAUAUUUUUCACUGCUCCAUAUUCUGAAACAUUGUUUGCUUUAAUGUCUUUCUAUACUAUGUUUAAAUGCACUGAAAGUGAGUCAAUGAGAUUUGCUAAUAUUGAUAUGACUAGUGCACUACCUGCUGGUUUCUCCAUGAUCACUCGAUCAAAUGGUUUGGUCAACCUGGGUUUCAUAUUUUACACAAGUUUUAAAAAUGUGAUAGAGAGAACUUUGCCUGAAAUUGUUUAUAAAUAUAAGACUCUAAAGCAAAGGGUAAUGCUUCCAUUCUUGUUAUUGCCUUUGUUUACCUGUAGUGUGGCAUUAUUUAUAACCAUUAUUGUAGCUCUGAUCCCUUUUAUGCUUGUUCAAUUAUAUAACUAUUUUAAAUUUUGUAUUCAUAAUGAACAUAACUUGCCAGAGUUUUUAUCCAAUUAUGAAUACAUCUUACCAGGUUCUGCUGCAAGUCCUUGGUGCAACAACUCAAUUCCUCUGUCAUAUUCAUAUAUACAAAGCCAUUAUUGGGAUGUUGGGUUUUUUAAAUAUUAUAGAUUAAAGCAGAUACCAAAUUUUGUAUUAGCUUCACCAAUUUUGUUUUUAAUUCUGUAUCAUUGCUUAUGUUUUGUUAAAAACAAUCUUAGGCUAUGUGUAAGACUAGGAUUAAAGGACAGCAUUUUUGUUUAUGGAUAUUUAAAUAAAAUGCCUUAUCGGCCAAAACAAUAUUCUAAGGGAUUUGGGGCCAAUGAUCCCAAUAUGUUUGUGUAUGUAAUUCAUGCAAUGUUUCUUAGUAUAUUUUGUAUUAUUUUUGUGCAUAUUCAAGUUUCAACAAGGCUUCUAGCAUCGAGCAGCCCCAUCCUUUACUGGAUAUGUUCAACUAGAAUAAAUGUUGGACCUACGCAAACUUCAGACCAGAAUGCUAUAAAUGAACAUUUCAGACGUGUCAGUACAGGCAAGAGAAUACCAACUCACCAUUUAUCGAUUGCUAACUUGGAAGGAGUUGAAAAUAUGUAUAGUAAAUGGAGAACAUUUAUAAUAUCAAAACAAAUGCCUGAUUUUCAGUCAAGAUUUAUACAGUGUUAUUUUAUUGGGUAUUUAGUGGUAGGAACUGUCCUUUUUUCUAAUUUUUACCCUUGGACAUGA
This is a messenger RNA of Parnassius mnemosyne (clouded apollo), 1602 nucleotides long. Lineage: Eukaryota; Metazoa; Arthropoda; Insecta; Lepidoptera; Papilionidae. The record is from the annotation of a GenBank genome assembly.